AUGGCGCUGUCUUCCAGAUACGCUCUUUUGAUCCUACUGAUCGCAUUGGUGUUGUUCAGCACACAUGCUCAUGCCUUUGGCGCAGGAAACAUCGCCUCGAUAUCCAAUAUCGAGGGCAAGAACUGGCGACAUGGUGAUAUCGAAGAUCUACUGAAGCAGGUAACUUGUAUCAAGCACCACAAAUGGACUUCUAUGAUGAUCAAGCGAGCCUACUUUGGCAAUUGGCUACGAGAUUACUCGCAAGCCAUGGAUACAGGUGCCUUAAAGAAGGCUCAGCCAGAAAGUAUCAGGAUCCUUGUAUGGUUGCUAUCCUUUUUAGGCUUUGGUUAUGCUACCGCCGAGUUCGAGGUCACAUCGGAAAGACUUGGCGUUUAUAGGCCAGAGGAACACAUUGACAACCCGAAGAAUUACAACGACGACCAAGAUGCGCGACCUUAUGACGCUCGCCUACGUGCUCCUGUCAGACCAAUCGAAAUUCAGAUCGACCAUGAGACUGGAAUGAAGAACUAUAUCGCGAAUGGAAAAGGUGAUUGGGCUACUAGUGCAGCAUUUGUGAAAUACAGCUUCACCCAAAGUAUUCAUCACGGUCGUCUGUACACUAGCGGUUCUGGUAUGUUCUCAAAGGGGAAGGACGAAGACCUUGCAGAAGCACUUCGAUUAUUGGGCCAGGGUCUACAUACACUCGAGGACUAUGGCGCUCAUACCAACUACGUCGAGUUAGCGCUCAUUGAACUUGGCCAUCGCAAUGUCUUUCCGCACGUCGGCGCUAAUACUCAGGUCAAUGUCAGAGGCAAGCGCGUCUGGCCUCUCGUGACGGGCACAUUUGGCAUGGUCGACUUUUAUCAUUCGGUCAUUGGUGAGGCCAAGGACCACUUCACUCAGAGUGAAGUCAGUGAGAUGAACAACGCUAUGGGUAUGGCUGAACAAGCUGCUAGUUCGUCGAACCCUCUAGCAACAUUGGUCAAGCUGCUUUCGAAGGUACCUGGUGCGGGAAGUCUUGGAGACGAAGCCACGAGAUUGCAUGCUGCAUCUACAGCUGAAGCCCGAAGACAAAGACAAGGCGGUAGUCGAAGAGGGAUCGAUGAUUUCGGUAGCUCAGGAGUUGAUCAUGACUCCAGCUCCUCACGAGGGUUGGAUGAUUACAGCAGUUCGAGAGCGGGGCCUGGAGAUUUUCCGGGUGCAGGCCAUUACGGAGCAGCAUCUCACAGUGCUUACAACAGCUACAGUCAACCACUACAGCAGAACUACUAUCAGAGUGGCUACAAUGACUAUGAUCAAGGUUAUGGACAGCAGCCUCCACCACAAUGGGGUCAACCACCUCCUCAAUGGAAUCAACCACCACCUAUGGCCAACCCGUAUAAUCAAGGUCCAAUGUCGUGGCAGCCGCCGCCACAACCUCCACAGCACGAUCCAUACAUGCAGGCACAAUCGUGGACUCAACCUGCUCCACAACAUGAUCAAUAUAACGGCGGCUCGUCCUGGCAACAGUCGUCCAACCCGUCCUAUCCUCCACAGCAGUCCCAGCCUCAAAUUUUGCAGGCCGCCUCGUCCCAGCAGAUCCAGAGGCCACCUCCAGGGCUCCCAGGUAUGCCCGACUUCGACCCUGGCAAGACAAUGAAACAGAUCUACCCCAUUCUCGUCUUCCGUGACAAAGUAGUCCGCACUAUCAGCAGUAUCAUUGAGAAAAUCCCGGGUCUCGAAGCUCUUGUCGAUCGUAUUGUCGAGACACUGACAGUCUUCAUAUUCAGCCUUCUCGCACCCUUCGUCCGACCUGUCCUCAACGCACUGCAAAAGACUCUACAAAGCAGUUCGGAGGGUGUAACAGAAUGGAACAAGAAGCAUCAAUAUGAGGUGUGGGAUGAUCCGAACUGCUCGGAUCCUACACACAGUAUGCUUUCGAAGGAUCAUUUUUCGAACAUCCUCAACGAGCCGGCUGGAAGAGUGGCUGGUGAAAUUCUGAAGUUCAUCGCGCCUCGAGUGUUGUAUGCAUGGGAACAUCCUGAAGUUCCUGUGGAUAGGGUGAUGCAGGAUGUGGAGAGCAUUUUCCACCAUCCAGCUCUGAGAGACGAGAGAAGUAAUGAGUGUCAUAGGAACAUGUUCAACGUGGUGAAGGAGUGGACAAGUCGAAGAGAUCGAAAUAAGAUCGAUGGUGUACUGAACGCGCAGGCUGUCAGAAAGGGAGACAAUCAUAUUGCUGGGGUCGAUGACCAUGCAGGUCACGGAAGCUCUAUGGGUGCGCAUGGAGCGUCUUUCGGUCAAACAAGUGGUCAUACAGGUGGUCAUGCAAAUGCAGCGCCUGGUGGAUAUGGUGCUUACUUACAACAAGCCGAGCAUGUCGUGUCAGGAUUCACUGGUGGUGGCAAUCAACACUCUAGCGGUGGCAGCGGUCACGCCAGCUCUAACCAAGGCGGUCUUGGUGGAAUUCUGUCACAAGCAGAGUCCUUCCUUGGCGGAUCGUCCAACAAACCCGGCAGUCAUGGUAGUAGCGCUGGUGCUGGUGGCUUCCUCCAGCAAGCAGAAUCCUUCCUCGGUGGUUCAUCCAGUCGACCGAGUGGACAUCAUGGUGGGAGCAGCGGCGGUUAUGGUGGAGGAGGUCUCAACGACAUGCUCGGCAUGGCUUCAAAACUCCCUGGCGUCGGAAAUUACGCCUCAAGCCUCAACCAAUUCAACAAACUCAGUAGUGCGUUUGGCGGCCUUGGUGGAAAGCGCGACUUGCCGGGUGAGGAGCUCGAUGAACAAGGACGCGUUCGUGGGCCAGCGCAUCCGACACCCAUCCCUGGAGAUGACGGCGAUUACGGCGACAGUGACAGAUACGUCAAUCUGGGCCUCAGUUCAGUUGGCGGUGCGAAUGAAUUCUACGAAAGCGCGUUGAGAAGUCGACAUGCUGCACCGAGUCCUGGCUCAUUGCCCGUACCUAGUGGAUAUGAGACUUACUCGCAGGGAGGAAGCUAUGAAGCGUCAUCGUAUGGCCACGGACAGCUGAGUCAGUACGACACUACCAGCUAUGGUGGUGAAGGACAAUCGUAUGCACAACAGAGUCGACGAGAGCACAAUUACCAAUCUGGCGGAUAUGGUGGUGGUGCUGGAGGAUAUUCCGCUGAGCAGACAGGCGGAUACGGCAGUCAGCGCUUUGACGGAAGAGGGGCAGGAGAUGAGUAUUAUCGUGGUUGA
Molecule: messenger RNA, 3171 nt
Organism: Lithohypha guttulata
Lineage: Eukaryota; Fungi; Ascomycota; Eurotiomycetes; Chaetothyriales; Trichomeriaceae
Exons: 4
Coding region: 1-3171 (1056 amino acids)
Source: RefSeq, a predicted model, not a curated record